Messenger RNA from Oncorhynchus keta (chum salmon), 5178 nucleotides. RefSeq names its product neuroblast differentiation-associated protein AHNAK-like. NCBI's taxonomy places the organism in Eukaryota, Metazoa, Chordata, Actinopteri, Salmoniformes, Salmonidae. The transcript is spliced from 2 exons. Gene Ontology annotation, cellular component: nucleus; cytoplasm. Gene Ontology annotation, biological process: regulation of RNA splicing. Bases 1 to 4881 code for a protein of 1626 amino acids. The record is from RefSeq and is a predicted model, not a curated record.
AUGCCUAAAUUUGGGCUGUCUGGUACAAUGCCAAAAUCUCCCAAAUUAAAUCUUAAAGCUCCAAAGAUGAAGGGGGGAAUUGAUUUUCCAGACCUGAAUUUACCAGAUGCUGACCUCAAAGCCCCUAAACUAGAUGUGAAUGCUCCAGAUCUCGACAUCAAUGCACCCUCAGGGAAAUUCAAGAUGCCUAAAUUUGGGCUGUCUGGUACAAUGCCAAAAUCUCCCAAAUUAAAUCUUAAAGCUCCAAAGAUGAAGGGGGGAAUUGAUUUUCCAGACCUGAAUUUACCAGAUGCUGACCUCAAAGCCCCUAAACUAGAUGUGAAUGCUCCAGAUCUCGACAUCAAUGCACCCUCAGGGAAAUUCAAGAUGCCUAAAUUUGGGCUGUCUGGUACAAUGCCAAAAUCUCCCAAAUUAAAUCUUAAAGCUCCAAAGAUGAAGGGGGGAAUUGAUUUUCCAGACCUGAAUUUACCAGAUGCUGACCUCAAAGCCCCUAAACUAGAUGUGAAUGCUCCAGAUCUCGACAUCAAUGCACCCUCAGGGAAAUUCAAGAUGCCUAAAUUUGGGCUGUCUGGUACAAUGCCAAAAUCUCCCAAAUUAAAUCUUAAAGCUCCAAAGAUGAAGGGGGGAAUUGAUUUUCCAGACCUGAAUUUACCAGAUGCUGACCUCAAAGCCCCUAAACUAGAUGUGAAUGCUCCAGAUCUCGACAUCAAUGCACCCUCAGGGAAAUUCAAGAUGCCUAAAUUUGGGCUGUCUGGUACAAUGCCAAAAUCUCCCAAAUUAAAUCUUAAAGCUCCAAAGAUGAAGGGGGGAAUUGAUUUUCCAGACCUGAAUUUACCAGAUGCUGACCUCAAAGCCCCUAAACUAGAUGUGAAUGCUCCAGAUCUCGACAUCAAUGCACCCUCAGGGAAAUUCAAGAUGCCUAAAUUUGGGCUGUCUGGUACAAUGCCGAAAUCUCCCAAAUUAAAUCUUAAAGCUCCAAAGAUGAAGGGGGGAAUUGAUUUUCCAGACCUGAAUUUACCAGAUGCUGACCUCAAAGCCCCUAAACUAGAUGUGAAUGCUCCAGAUCUCGACAUCAAUGCACCCUCAGGGAAAUUCAAGAUGCCUAAAUUUGGGCUGUCUGGUACAAUGCCGAAAUCUCCCAAAUUAAAUCUUAAAGCUCCAAAGAUGAAGGGGGGAAUUGAUUUUCCAGACCUUAAUUUACCAGAUGCUGACCUCAAAGCCCCUAAACUAGAUGUGAAUGCUCCAGAUCUCGACAUCAAUGUACCCUCAGGGAAAUUCAAGAUGCCUAAAUUUGGGCUGUCUGGUACAAUGCCAAAAUCUCCCAAAUUAAAUCUUAAAGCUCCAAAGAUGAAGGGGGGAAUUGAUUUUCCAGACCUGAAUUUACCAGAUGCUGACCUCAAAGCCCCUAAACUAGAUGUGAAUGCUCCAGAUCUCGACAUCAAUGCACCCUCAGGGAAAUUCAAGAUGCCUAAAUUUGGGCUGUCUGGUACAAUGCCAAAAUCUCCCAAAUUAAAUCUUAAAGCUCCAAAGAUGAAGGGGGGAAUUGAUUUUCCAGACCUGAAUUUACCAGAUGCUGACCUCAAAGCCCCUAAACUAGAUGUGAAUGCUCCAGAUCUCGACAUCAAUGCACCCUCAGGGAAAUUCAAGAUGCCUAAAUUUGGGCUGUCUGGUACAAUGCCAAAAUCUCCCAAAUUAAAUCUUAAAGCUCCAAAGAUGAAGGGGGGAAUUGAUUUUCCAGACCUGAAUUUACCAGAUGCUGACCUCAAAGCCCCUAAACUAGAUGUGAAUGCUCCAGAUCUCGACAUCAAUGCACCCUCAGGGAAAUUCAAGAUGCCUAAAUUUGGGCUGUCUGACCUUAAUUUACCAGAUGCUGACCUCAAAGCCCCUAAACUAGAUGUGAAUGCUCCAGAUCUCGACAUCAAUGUACCCUCAGGGAAAUUCAAGAUGCCUAAAUUUGGGCUGUCUGGUACAAUGCCAAAAUCUCCCAAAUUAAAUCUUAAAGCUCCAAAGAUGAAGGGGGGAAUUGAUUUUCCAGACCUGAAUUUACCAGAUGCUGACCUCAAAGCCCCUAAACUAGAUGUGAAUGCUCCAGAUCUCGACAUCAAUGCACCCUCAGGGAAAUUCAAGAUGCCUAAAUUUGGGCUGUCUGGUACAAUGCCAAAAUCUCCCAAAUUAAAUCUUAAAGCUCCAAAGAUGAAGGGGGGAAUUGAUUUUCCAGACCUGAAUUUACCAGAUGCUGACCUCAAAGCCCCUAAACUAGAUGUGAAUGCUCCAGAUCUCGACAUCAAUGCACCCUCAGGGAAAUUCAAGAUGCCUAAAUUUGGGCUGUCUGGUACAAUGCCAAAAUCUCCCAAAUUAAAUCUUAAAGCUCCAAAGAUGAAGGGGGGAAUUGAUUUUCCAGGCCUGAAUUUACCAGAUGCUGACCUCAAAGCCCCUAAACUAGACGUGAAUGCUCCAGAUCUCGACAUCAAUGCACCCUCAGGGAAAUUCAAGGUGCCUAAAUUCAGAGGCCUAAAGGGACCAAAUGUUGACAUUAAUGGCACUAUAGAGGGACCAGAUCUGAACUUGUCAUCUCCCAAACUUAAGGGUCCCAAAGCAGACCUAAACCUUCCAGACACUGAUAUUGACAGUCCAUCAGGAAAACUCAAAAUGCCAACUUUCAAGAUGCCAGAUUUAGGAUUCUCUGGACCAAAAAUUAAGGGGCCUGACUUAAAUCUUUCAGCCCCCAAGUUUAAAGGGGGAAUAAGUCCCCCAGAUUUGGAUCUGCCACAUGUAGACCUCAAAGGCCCCAAGUUAGACCUCAAUGCACCAGAUGUAAACUUUAAUAUGCCCUCAGGUAAAGUCAAUGUACCUACAUUGAAGAAACCAAAGGUUGAUCUGAAUGCUCCUGAUCUGGACAUUAAAGGCCCCUCUGGUAAACUGAAAAUGCCCAAAGUUGGGCUGUCUGGUAAAAUGCCCAAAUCCACAAAACUGAAUCUCAAAUCCCCAAAGAUAAAGGGGGGAAUUGAUUCCCCAGACAUGCAUUUACCAGAUGCUGACCUCAAAGCCCCUAAACUAGAUGUGAAUCCCCCAGAUCUUGACAUAAAUGCAUCUUCUAGGAAAUUAAAAAUGCCCAAAUUUAAAAUGCCUAAAUUCAGGGGCCUAAAGAGACCAGAUGUUGACAUUGAUGGAGACUUAGAGGGCCCAGAUAUUGAUAUCAAUACCCCCACAGCUAACCUCAAAGGUCCCAAAACAGGUCUAAAAAUGCCAGAUUUGAAGAUGCCUGAUUUUGGACUAUCUGGCCCAAAUGUAGUGUAUGAUUUACCCAAUAUUGACCUCUCAGCACCAAAGCUAAAAGGGGGAAUCAGUCCCCCAGAUUUGAGACUACCUAAGGGUCAUAUCAGAGGGCCCAAACUAGACCUCAAUGCUCCAGAUAUGCCCUCAGGUAGAUUCAGAGUUCCAACCAUAGAGAGACCAAAUGAUAGCAUCAAAACCCCUGAUUUGGACAUCAACACUCCUUCAUUCAAAAUGCCCAAAAUGCCUAAAUUUGUGUUGUCUAGUCCAAAAAGACCAGAUCAUGACAUCAGUGCUGACAUAGGUUUUAAAUUGUCAAAUAUGAAAGGUGGGAUUGGUUCACGACACCUGGACCUACCUACAGUUGACCUAGACGCCCCUAAGAUAGAUGUAGACACUCCAGAUAUGAACAUUGAUUCACCCUCUUGGAAAUUCAAAAUGCCCCACCUCAAAAUGCCUAAAUUCGGCCUUUCUGGCUUGAAAGGUCCAGAUCCUGGAAUAGAUGGAGACAUUGAUGGACCGGACCUGAGUUUGUCAGCCCCGAAGGUAAACACAGGGAUCGGUAGUCCAGAUUUAGACAUAAAUGUUCCCUCUGGUAAUCUCAAAGGCCCCCAAGCUGAUCUCAAUUUGCCAGACACUGACAUUGCUAUACAAUCUGAAAAAUUCAAACUGCCAUCCUUUAAAUUGCCUCAGUUUGGAAGUCCCAAUCUAAGGGCAGGUACACAUAUGGACUUUAUGAAAACAAAUGACAUUUCUCCUCCAAAGGUUAAAGUGAAUCUAAAAGCACCAGACUUGAACGUUAGUCACCCAGAUGUCAGCCUGAGCAUACCCAAAGCUGAUACCAGAAGCCCAGAAUACAAAGUGGCAUCUCAUAGUAAACGCAGAUCUGAUAUCCCAGGUGGAGCACAUAUAAAAGUGCAAGCAGAAGACAUAGAUACAGAAGUGACACUGCCACACACUGAUAGGAAGUCUAGGAAGGUCAAAGGAAGGGCCAGUUAUCCCAUUGCAGAUUUUGAUUUGCCAAAAGUUGAGUAUGAAGCGUCUGGUUUGGAACUGAGAGGUUCAGACCUUCAUGAUCCCACAGGGAAAUUAAAAAUGCCCAAAUCCAAGACUUCUAAAUUGGGUAGUCAUACAAGAAUACCAGACCUUGAUAUAGACUCAAGUCCUGCCAGUAUUAACGCCUCAGUUCCUAAACUCCCACCCCCAAGGUAUGCAGUAGAGGUUUCACAGCCAGAUUUAAAUUUGAGUAGAACUGACCCCAAGGGCAAUAAACAUCAUAGGAAAGCCCCAGCUGGUGAAACCGGCAGAACAAAAAGGAGAAGUCCAAAACAGUCUGAAAUUGGAACUUCCAUGCCAAAUUGUACUCAUGGUUCAAACCCAAAAAUGUCUGAAGAUCAAGAAGGAUAUUUUGUCACUGUAUUUCCCAAACAUCUCAAAGGGGAUGUACCAGACGGAACUGGGAGCCUGAAAAAUCAUCACAAGGAAGAGUCAAACCAUAGAUCUCAUACACUCAGAAGUCUCGACUUCAGUGCAUCAAAUGUGGACCUUGAAGUUCCAGAAGAUGAGAACUUAAAAGGGUCAACAUUCUGGCUUUCAAAGCUUAUAUAGCAUUCAGACAACUGACUAAAUGUCCUUUUAGGUUGGUUUGAAUCACAAUCUUCUGUUGAAACAUAAUGCAGAAAAUGUCUGUUACAUAUAAAACAAGCAUCAGAUUAUUUGCACUUAUUUAAAUGUAAAUUAAUUGGUAUUUGUUAUGAAAAUGUUGAAAAUGAAUGUGUAAAGCUUUCUUUUGUCAAGUGAUUAAAAAAAUGUAUGAAAGGUUUGUUAUGUUCUGCUGAUAAGCUAUUUAGUAGUAGUUUUACUCUACACUUGCUACAUUGUAAUAAAAUUACAUUUAGUAACUUU